AUGUUGAUCGACACGGGCGCGGAGAUCACAUUCAUCACUGCUUCUUUCGUGCAGCAACUCAAGCUUCACCGGGAAGCAUCGGUAAUACCGAUCAUCGGGAUCGGCGGGACGCAUUCGGGCCACACGCGCGGGGUGGUUAGCGUAAAGCUUCGGUCUAUGCACUCAUCGGACAUUGUCUCAAUAAAAGCGCACAUUUUGUCAAAGUUAAUGCCUACUCUCCCUUCAUUUACACCUCCUAACAUCUCACUUUCUCAUCUGCAAGGAAUUUUAUGGGUGGACGAGGGCGGGGGGGUCGUUCCAUUCCAUCUCACCACGGUCACUUACGGUACUCGGUCAGCACCAUUUCUCGCGGGACGGGCCCUGGAUCAACUGGUUACAGACGAGAGCGGGAAAUAUCCCGAAGCUGUCGCCCCUCUUACAAAGGGGCGAUAUGUGGACGAUAUUUACGGCGGUGCUGACCAGCUCGCAGAUCUCAUCACGCAGGCGGAGCAACUCAUCGGGAUUUGUACAGCGGGCUGCUUUCCUCUGGCCAAGUGGCAGAGCAAUCAUCCGGAGCUUCUCACGGCGGUCGGGGCGACCUCAUCAACGGAAAACGCUCGGGUAUUUGAAGAAUGUGAGACAAAAGUCCUUGGUCUCGCAUGGUUUCCUCACACGGACGUGUUCAAAUUCACGGUUCACAAGUACACAGCCGGGGACGGGAUCACGAAACGCAUCAUUCUCUCGGAGAUCGCACAAUUAUACGAUCCAUUGGGUUUUUUCUCACCGGAACUAUCGCAUCUCGGGACGGUUUCGGUACCGCGGUGGCUCAACAUCGCGACGGGUACAUCGGUCGAACUACACGGGUUUUCGGAUGCAUCUCAACUAGCAAUGGGCGCAGCUGUGUACGUUCGGGUUUCGAGCGCGGGUGAUCAAACAACGGUCUCACUAGUCUGCGCUAAGACUAAGGUCGCACCGAUCACACGGCUCACAAUUCCUCGGUUGGAGCUCGCAGCAGCGGUGCUGCUUGCUAAACUCACACACCACGUGCAAAACGUGCUGGGCCUUGAUGACUCACGGGUUUACCUAUGGACGGACUCAAUGGUAACACUCACUUGGGUCACUUCUCAUCCUUCACGGUGGAAGGAUUUUGUUCGGAAUCGGGUAUCACUGGCACAGGAGCUCGUGCCACGGGCCCAAUGGAGAUUCACACCGGGUCGGGACAAUCCAGCGGAUUGCGCAUCACGGGGGCUAACCAUCUCACAACUCGCGCGACAUUCAUCAUGGUGGGACGGGCCUCACUGGUUAGCAAAAGACUCGUUCCAUUGGCCAACUCAACGCAUCGGGACGGGGGACGCAGCGGCGCUCGAAGAGCGGCCAGGUCUUACACUCUCACUCGCAACAUCACCCUCACCGGUUUACGAUCUCAUCUUGAAAUACUCAUCUCUCACACGGUUGUUGCGAAUUACCUCAUGGCUCUUCAAGGCGAUUACAAACCUGAAAAGAGCGGGCGACGGUACAUCGGAUUCAGCCAACAUCACACCGGGAGACCUGGAGAACUCACGGCUUUAUUGGGUGAAAGCCAUUCAGGGAGCAUACUUCACUUCAGAGCUUAAAACACUCACAUCGGGCUACACUCUCCCGAAAUCGCAUCCGAUCACGCGAUUAACGGGCUUCAUAGAUCAUCAAGGCAUUCUCAGGGUGGGAGGACGGCUGAAGCACUCAGCCUUACAACCUGAUUGCAAGCACUCCGUUAUUCUCCCUCGGGACUCACCACUUACGGCACUUCUCAUCGCUGAUGCUCACGAGCGUACUCUUCACGGCGGGACUCAACUCACCUUGGCCUAUCUACGGCAGAGCUGCUGGAUCAUCGGCGGGCGUGGGCCAGUACGCUCAUACAUUUUGCGCUGCGUGCGGUGCGCGCGCUUCCGGGCGCUCAAGGCACAGCAACUAAUGGAUUUAACCACGGACGGGUUCCUCGCAGCACUCAGACGGUUCACGGGCAGACGCGGGAUUCCGCACACGAUCCAAAGUGAUUGCGGAACCAACUUUCAGGGUGCAGCAGCGGAGCUACGACAAUUAUUCAAGACAGGUACACGGAAAUCCGAACUCAUUCAGCACACUGGGGCAACUGACGGGAUUAAAUGGGUGUUCAACCCACCGGGGGCACCUCAUAUGGGCGGAAAAUGGGAGGCCGCAGUAAAAUCGGUCAAGUAUCAUCUCCGGCGGACGAUUGGGGAUGCCAGUUUCACGUUUGAAGAAUUUACGACUCUUCUCACACAAAUUGAGGGCAUACUCAACUCGCGGCCGUUGGAGCCUCUGUCGGAUGACCCGGAUGAUUAUUCAGUUCUCACCCCUGGGCAUUUUCUCAUCGGGGACACACUCACCUCCAUUCCUGAGCCCUCAUUACGGGAUGUGCCUCAAGGUCGCCUCACACGGUGA
This is a messenger RNA of Venturia canescens, 2418 nucleotides long. RefSeq lists its product as uncharacterized. The transcript is spliced from 3 exons. Gene Ontology annotation, molecular function: aspartic-type endopeptidase activity; nucleic acid binding. Lineage: Eukaryota; Metazoa; Arthropoda; Insecta; Hymenoptera; Ichneumonidae. Gene Ontology annotation, biological process: proteolysis; DNA integration. The record is from RefSeq and is a predicted model, not a curated record. The coding region runs from base 1 to 2418 and encodes 805 amino acids.